Molecule: messenger RNA, 1608 nt
Organism: Periophthalmus magnuspinnatus
Lineage: Eukaryota; Metazoa; Chordata; Actinopteri; Gobiiformes; Gobiidae
Product: H-2 class II histocompatibility antigen, A-U alpha chain-like
Exons: 4
Coding region: 1-762 (253 amino acids)
Biological process (GO): antigen processing and presentation of exogenous peptide antigen via MHC class II; positive regulation of T cell activation; peptide antigen assembly with MHC class II protein complex
Cellular component (GO): MHC class II protein complex; membrane
Molecular function (GO): MHC class II protein complex binding
Source: RefSeq, a predicted model, not a curated record
AUGAAACUGCUGUUAAUACUACAACAACAACAACUACUACUAGUACUACUACUACUACUACUGCAGUACAACUCUGCCCAGGAGUAUCAUAGGGAAGUGUACGUCACGGCGUGUUCAGACGCAGACAGAGCGGACAUGUACACACUGGAUGGAGAAGUGAUGUUCUACUCAGACUUUGACAAACAGGUGGAGGUCUACACCCUGCCAGAGUUUGCAGAUCCGGUCAAAUGCCCCGGGUCACAUGAUUUGGCUGUGAUUAAUCAAGGCGUGUGUCAGGGUAACCUGCAGAGCGCCCGGAAAGCCACGAAGGACGUCCCCCCGGAGCUCGACCCCCCCGGGGCCCCCCUGCUCUACCCCGAGGACCACCUGAGGCCCUCUCACCCCAACACUCUGGUGUGUCAGGCCUCGGGGUUCUACCCCGCUCCUGUCCACUUCUCCUGGACCAAAGAUGGACACAACAUGACCCGCUCUGCCUCUGUGUCCCAGGCCUAUCCUCAGAGCGAUGGGACCUUCACACAGUUCUCCAGACUGGACAUGUCCCCAGAGGAGGGACAAGUGUACAGCUGUGCACUGGAGCACCCCGCCCUGAAGGGGGCGCAGAGGAGCAGGCUCUGGACGGUGGAGUUCCUGAGGCCCUCUCUAGCGCCCUCUGUCUUCUGUGCUGUGGGACUGAGUCUGGGGCUGGUGGGCGUGGCCGUAGGGACCUUUUUCCUGGUCAAAGGGAGACAGUGCUGCUGUGAUGGACAACCCACUUUUUCAUAGAGAAAACAGAAAACAGUGAUGGUUUAAAUCCAUCACUUGUAAUAAAACAAAGGGCAAAGUGAAAGAGUGGAACCUAACAGUUUCAAAGCAGAGACUGAAAUCUGCACUUACACAUCUCCAUAAUCCAGUACAUACACCACAUCCACAUAAUCCAGUACAUACACCACAUCCACAUAAUCCAGUACAUACACCACAUCCACAUAAUCCAGUACAUACAACACAUCCACAUAAUCCAGUACAUACACCACAUAAUCCAGUACAUACACCACAUCCACAUAAUCCAGUACAUACACCACAUCCACAUAAUCCAGUACAUACACCACAUCCACAUAAUCCAGUACAUACACCACAUCCACAUAAUCCAGUACAUACACCACAUCCACAUAAUCCAGUACAUACAACACAUCCACAUAAUCCAGUACAUACACCACAUCCCCAUAAUCCAGUACAUACAACACAUCCACAUAAUCCAGUACAUACACCACAUCCACAUAAUCCAGUACAUACACCACAUCCACAUAAUCCAGCACAGAGCCCCUGGCCUCGAGCCCCUCCUACUGUGUGCCUCUUCCCUUUUCUCUCUCUUCCUCUCCCUCGGCCCCUUCAGUGUGCCCACAGCUGGUGUUGAUUGACAGCCCUGCUCUACAUGCGAUUGGAGGGACGAUCAAGGCUUGGCCAAUCGUCGCCCUACACCUGUGGCCGCUCCAGUUUAAAGGGACCCGCCUCCUGCUACUCCUGGCUGCCAGAUUCUGUCUGUGAAUCGGCAUGCCAUUGGAUUUGAUUUUGUACUUUACUCUUAGAGCCUCCCUUUGUUGACUUUAUGUUUUUUUUGUAUUGAAAUCUUAA